UGGCUAAGGGCGUGCCAGGGCCAGAGAAUGCUCGCAAUCAAGGGGAGCUACAUUGUUGCUAAGUGCAAGGAUGAGUCGGAUCCCCAGUGAGGCUUAGACAGCCUGGGGAAGGGGGAGGCGAAAGCUAGUGCGCUGUGAAGCCAAGAGGAGGGAGAGGGAGGAGAGUCCGCGCUGAGCUGAGGGAGGCACGCGCGGCGGAGCGAACACCCACUCGUAUCCGAGCCCGGCGGUGCGGCGCGGGAGGCAGCAGCUGAGACAGCAUCAGGUCAGAGCCUCUGCAUCCCGCCCAGUCUGUCUCCGGGGCCCGGCGUCAGGGCUUCCAAGGAUGGAGGGUUCCCGAGAGACUUCACCGUCCUCCAACAACUCCUCGGAAGAGCUCAGCUCUUCCAUGCAGCUGUCCAAGGGCAUGUCCAUCUUCCUCGACAUACUGAGGAGAGCAGACAAAAAUGAUGAUGGAAAGUUGUCCUUCGAGGAAUUUAAAGCCUACUUUGCAGAUGGAGUUCUCAGUGGAGAAGAGCUACAUGAGCUCUUCCACACCAUUGAUACACACAAUACCAACAAUCUUGACACAGAAGAACUAUGUGAAUAUUUUUCUCAGCAUUUGGGUGAAUAUGAGAAUGUACUGGCUGCACUUGAAGACUUGAAUCUCUCCAUCCUGAAGGCAAUGGGCAAAACAAAGAAAGACUACCAAGAAGCCUCCAACUUGGAACAAUUUGUCACUCGAUUUUUGUUGAAGGAGACCCUGAAUCAGUUGCAGUCUCUCCAGAACUCUCUGGAGUGUGCCAUGGAAACUACUGAGGAGCAAACACGUCAAGAAAGGCAAGGGCCAACCAAGCCAGAAGUCCUGUCCAUUCAAUGGCCUGGGAAGCGAUCCAACCGCCGAGUCCAGAGACACAACAGCUUCUCUCCCAACAGCCCACAGUUCAAUGCCAGCAGCCCAGCAUUGUUAGAAGAAGACAACCAGUGGAUGACGCAGAUAAACAGACUCCAGAAAUUAAUUGAUAGACUGGAAAAGAAGGAUCUGAAACUGGAGCCCCUGGAAGAAGAAGUAAUUGAAGCGAACACUAAAGCUCACAUCAUGCUUGUGCAGCGCCAGAUGUCUGUGACUGAAGAUGAUCUGGAAGAAUUCCAGCUUGCUCUCAAACACUAUGCGGAGAGUGCAUCAGCCCAAAGUGGCUGCCUGCGUAUUUCUAUACAGAAACUUUCAAAUGAAUCUCGCUACAUGAUAUACGAGUUCUGGGAGAAUAGCAGCGUGUGGAAUCGCCACCUCCAGAUGAAUUACAGCAAGACAUUCCAAAGAAGCAAUGUGGAUUUCUUGGAAACCCCAGAGCUCACCUCAACUAUGCUAGUUCCUGCUUCAUGGUGGAUCCUGAACAAUAAUUAGAUGCCCCUAUACAAUGUCUUCAUUGUUCCAAGUAAAAGUGUUCUUAUUUAAGAAGUAAACUGGAAUGUUCUCUGUGGUUGUCAAUCUGCUGCGCACUUUUGUUCAAUGUGUCAUAUAGUAUACACUUGUAAAGUACAGUCUGUAACUAUUUCAACUGUUACUCUUGAUAUUUGAUGCUAAUUGAUUUGCUACAUUGUGAUCAAUCAUUAUAGUAAAAUCCUAAUGUAAGGACAUGGUAUGUAAAGUAAUAAAAUAUGACAAUUCUGUUAAAAAUGCUCCGUGAGAACUUCUAGAAUCUCAUAUCAUAGGCCAGGAUUUGUAAACGGGCAUACGCUCUUCAGCAGUGGUUCUCAAUCUUUGCAAUGCUGUGACCCUUGAAUACUGUCCCUCCUGUUGUGGUGACCCCCAAACCAUGAGAUUAUUUUGUUGCUACUUCAUAACUGGAAUUUUGCUACAGUUAUGAAUCAAUGUAAAUAUGUGAUAUGCAAGAUAUCUACUAUGCUACCCCAAAGAGGUUGUGACCCACAAGUUGAAAUCCACUGCUCUAAAGGAUUACAGCUGUGCUUUGAGACUUUUUUCGGUAAUACAUUUUUGUGUGCGUGAGACAGAGAAAUGUUGCUCUUCAUUAAGGUCCAUAGGGUCCUCCAACUAUUCUCUUUAUGAUUCCUUUAACAUUAACAUAAAUGCAUAAAACAACC
Molecule: messenger RNA, 2082 nt
Organism: Acomys russatus (golden spiny mouse)
Lineage: Eukaryota; Metazoa; Chordata; Mammalia; Rodentia; Muridae
Gene: Necab1
Product: N-terminal EF-hand calcium binding protein 1
Exons: 13
Coding region: 326-1384 (352 amino acids)
Biological process (GO): regulation of amyloid precursor protein biosynthetic process
Cellular component (GO): cytoplasm
Molecular function (GO): calcium ion binding
Source: RefSeq, a predicted model, not a curated record